AUGGUUGGAACGAAGCAUACACACGGCGAGGAUAUGUCUUACUUCAGAAAGAUACGGAAGCCGAUGGUAGAGAAAAAGAGACGGGAAAGAAUGAACACAAGUAUUUCACAGCUGAAGUCGCUUAUCGCACAGACAAUCAAACAAAAUACUGCUCCUAUGAUUCGAGUUGACAAAGCCGAUAUUCUUGAGCUUACCGUCUACCAUCUCACACAGUUACAACAACAACAACGCUCUGUAACCAUGGCGACAGAGGCUGCAGCAUUCAGUACAGGAUACAAAGCGUGUGCACGGGAAGCUGUGACGUAUUUGGCAAGCAAUAAGAUGACAACUUCUAAAGUAACAGGAUCUCUGAGUAAUCAUUUACACAGUUCAUUCUUGAUGUGCAGCAGACGACAGCAAUCAGAAACUCAUCUGCAAAAUUAUGCAAGGGGCGAUAACUCUUAUGGAAAAACAGAUCGCCUGUCGACUCCGCUUAGACAUUGUGACAGUUUUAACACAUCCUUACCAGAAUUGAAUCUUACCGGAUAUUCACCUAUUCUAAACAGCACACAAAAUUUGCCGGAAUUUACGUCGUCGUUUGUGCACGCGGGCCUUAACUCUAGUCCAUCCUCAGAAUUUUCCAGUACCAAUUCCAGUGUAAGCAAUUUGUCCAGUGAAUCGUGCUUGUCGUAUUCAGAUAACAGCACAGACGGUGAUUCUACCACAGAAAAUGAAGUGAAGGAAACAGAAAGUUGUAAAGAUGUUGUUACCAUUGGCAACGGAGAGGAAAACAAGAUAGGUCACGUGAUUAAAGAAGUUCCAUGGAGACCAUUUUAA
Mercenaria mercenaria is the source of this 816-nucleotide messenger RNA. RefSeq names its product enhancer of split m3 protein-like. The transcript has 3 exons. The record is from RefSeq and is a predicted model, not a curated record. NCBI's taxonomy places the organism in Eukaryota, Metazoa, Mollusca, Bivalvia, Venerida, Veneridae. The coding region runs from base 1 to 816 and encodes 271 amino acids. Gene Ontology annotation, molecular function: DNA-binding transcription factor activity, RNA polymerase II-specific; protein dimerization activity; RNA polymerase II cis-regulatory region sequence-specific DNA binding. Gene Ontology annotation, biological process: regulation of neurogenesis; anterior/posterior pattern specification; regulation of transcription by RNA polymerase II. Gene Ontology annotation, cellular component: nucleus.